Osmia bicornis bicornis is the source of this 947-nucleotide messenger RNA. RefSeq lists its product as uncharacterized. The coding region runs from base 199 to 828 and encodes 209 amino acids. The record is from RefSeq and is a predicted model, not a curated record. The transcript has 5 exons. NCBI's taxonomy places the organism in Eukaryota, Metazoa, Arthropoda, Insecta, Hymenoptera, Megachilidae.
CCGGGAGGUGAAUGACGCUGUAAAAACUGGAUCACAAGAAUGAUGAACCGAACCGCGAUCGAAGCUGCUUCAUUAUUCGCUUAACUCGCGAUAACGAACUAAUUGCCCCUAUUAACGAGUCCUCGCACCUCGCUGCUUGAUCUCUCAGCCACGAAACAGUGCGAGAAACAUUCACCUGUCAUUGUUCGGACGUUCAUCAUGCGGAGCAUUUUUCUCCUUUCACUUCUGUUCGUGGGACACGUUCAACGAUGUCCUUUGGAGUGUUUCGGGUACCUGGUCUUUCCGAAACCUGGAAAUAUAGCAGCGACUAAACUACAGGUAAUCCUCGGCCUCGGUUUACCUAUGGAAGUCGACGUCAGCCUGAUUAUGGGAUAUGUGGUGAAAUUUAAUUACGCCCUGCCCUCUAACGCUUCCUACUUGACGGAUUCAUAUGUACGCUAUGACAGAUCGAUCAGACCCGGUGUCCAGGUCGACGAGAAUGACGAACUCUCGCCGGAUCAUCAAGAGAAGGAAGUGAUCAUUAACAGAUGGGAAAUUUACGAAAUUCUCGAAUCGGUUCUCGGUGAUUCGCGAUCCGGCAAGGCCUGCCUUUUGAGAGCUAUCUGCGAGGCUUCCGCCGUGCCUUUUAACCGUGUUCACGGCCUCACCUCUCAGCUCAUUCAUCUUCUCCUCACACCGUCCAGCACGUCCGAGCCUUUCAGGAAUGACUUUGAUCGAGUGUAUCACGCGGCUGAAAUUAUGGGCCGACAGGCAGUUAGCUCUUGCGACAAUUUAUUUCCGGAAUGCUCUCAGAGCCUGUUGGACUACUUCACCGAGCUCCAUGAAUAAUCAUCUGAUUAACAGUUGCUCCGACGAAAGACUGGAUUAUUCUUUUGCUGUUGUUAUCCCAGCCAUGGAUUACUUUAAUUAAUUGAUCCUUCCUACCAGUCGACUUGACAAGGUCUUGU